This is a messenger RNA of Mercurialis annua (annual mercury), 1542 nucleotides long. RefSeq names its product CMP-sialic acid transporter 1. The coding region runs from base 94 to 1110 and encodes 338 amino acids. The transcript has 8 exons. The record is from RefSeq and is a predicted model, not a curated record. Gene Ontology annotation, biological process: pyrimidine nucleotide-sugar transmembrane transport. Gene Ontology annotation, cellular component: Golgi membrane. NCBI's taxonomy places the organism in Eukaryota, Viridiplantae, Streptophyta, Magnoliopsida, Malpighiales, Euphorbiaceae. Gene Ontology annotation, molecular function: pyrimidine nucleotide-sugar transmembrane transporter activity.
UUUAUUUCUUUUUCAAAAAGAAAAUCAAAUACAGUGAUGAACAGCAAACAAAGAAGAAAACAGAGGGCUGGCAGUUGAACACUGAAUUAAAGAAUGAAGUGGUACUUCGUAGCUGCGCUUCUCACUAUUCUCACCAGCUCUCAGGGAAUUUUAACGACAUUAUCUCAAACUAAUGGAAAAUAUUUGUACGAUUACGCAACUGUACCGUUUCUAGCUGAAUUUUUCAAGCUAGUGGUUUCUUGUAUACUCUUAUGGAGAGAGCGCCGAGUUUCGCCAGCUACUGUGAAGAUAACUACGGAGUGGGAGACUGUGCGAUUGUAUCCUAUUCCAUCAAUUAUCUAUCUGAUUCAUAACAAUGUUCAGUUUGCUACAUUGACUUAUGUUGAUACGUCUACGUAUCAGAUUAUGGGUAAUUUGAAGAUUGUUACGACUGGCAUUUUGUUCAGGUUGUUCCUGAGGAGAAAACUGUCUAAUCUGCAGUGGAUGGCAAUUGUUCUGUUAGCUGUUGGAACAACUACUAGUCAGGUUAAAGGCUGUGGUGAGGAGUCAUGUGAUUCUCUGUUUUCAGCUCCAAUCCAAGGUUAUCUGCUUGGUGUCCUAUCUGCUUGUCUCUCGGCUUUGGCAGGUGUAUACACAGAGUUUCUGAUGAAAAAGAACAAUGACAGCUUGUACUGGCAGAACAUACAAUUGUAUACAUUUGGUGUGAUAUUCAAUAUGGCGAGGCUUAUCCUGGAUGAUGUCCAAGGUGGAUUUGAGAAAGGACCUUGGUGGCAACGCCUUCUUGAUGGCUAUAGUAUUACUACGUGGUUGGUGGUUGUAAAUCUUGGAUCCACUGGUUUGCUAGUUUCAUGGUUGAUGAAAUAUGCUGACAAUAUUGUGAAGGUAUAUUCCACGUCGAUGGCAAUGUUGCUGACAAUGGUUUUAUCUAUAUACCUUUUUAGCUUCAAGCCUACGGUCCAGCUUUUCUUGGGUAUAAUCAUAUGUAUGAUGUCUCUGCACAUGUAUUUUGCCCCUCCAAGCAUGCUUUUGAAUUUGCCUACAACAGUCAGAACUCCAACCGAAAGCCUCAAAGAAGUUUCGAUUGAACGACAGACGGAAGCUAGAAGCUAAUUUAUUAGGCAGGUGCUAAAUCUAAAGCUGUCUAUGCAAGUUCAUUUUAACAGAAAUUAAUGCCACUGGCUCUUCAGUAGUUCUCUUCAGAAUUCGGAACCAACUUAAAGAACAUCCGGAUUCCUUUCCGGAACUAGGAAAUGAUUCGACGAAGCAUUUGGGUGGAAGUUGCAAGAGGAAUAACAUCAUUCCGGAAUAUUUCCACUAGUUUCUUUCCUAUUAUCUGGAGUGAGAGGCAAGAUUGCUUUUGAUAUUUUCUGGAAUAUACCCUCCAACACAAAAAGCUUGCUCAGGGACAUUGAUAGUGUGAUUAAUGAAGUAAAUUAUGAACAGGCUCUUUAUUCAAUCAACAGUGUUGGAUAACGAUUGUUUGUUUGUUUUUUCUCAAUUAUUUCAUACGGGAAGAAGUAAUAUCUUGAGCUUGAUUCAGUA